AUUGUUUACAAACAAGCGUCUCUUAUUCAUGCUGACUGCAAGAAGUACAUUUGCAAAACUCGGCAAUAUAAUGAGUGGACAAGCAAAGAUUUCUACAUUUUUUACGUCGAAAGGAAAAAAUAAUCUCGAAAAGACGAAAGAUGAAAACACACCUCCAAAAAAGAUGCGACUUGAUGCUGACUCCAGUCCUGGGAAGUUGACACCGCCUGGGGAUGAUAAAAAAAGUUCACCCCUAAGCCCGGAGCAAAAACAGAGGAUGGCUGAGAAUCGUGAGAAAGCUCUGGCCAAACUACAUGCCAAGCAGCCAGCCAAGCAGCCAGCCAAUCAGACGGCUCCAUCUCAGACAGACACACUGCUGGUCAACGUUGGGGAAUCCUGGAGAACUGCCCUGGAGGCUGAGUUCAGUAAAACUUAUUUUGCAGAGCUCACCCGGUUUGUGUGUGCAGAGAGAAGGAAGGGCACAGUUUACCCAUCUCCGGAGAAUGUGUUUUCCUGGACACGGGCCUGCCCUCUUGAUCAGGUAAAAGUGGUUAUUUUGGGACAGGAUCCCUACCAUGGACCAAACCAGGCACAUGGCCUGUCAUUCAGUGUACUGCCGGGUGUUCCCGCUCCGCCAAGUCUGGUGAACAUGUACAAGGAGUUGGGGAAAGAUAUUGAGGGAUUUAAGCGACCCGACCACGGCUACCUCCAGGGUUGGGCAAAACAAGGAGUGUUGAUGCUAAAUGCAGUGUUGACAGUGCGAGCCCGGGAUGCAAACUCUCACAAAGACAGAGGCUGGGAGAAGUUGACAGACGCUGUAAUCGCGUACCUUAACAAAAACAAGGAUGGGCUUGUCUUUGUUCUUUGGGGGUCGUAUGCUCAGAAGAAGGGGGCGCACAUUGAUAAGAAAAGACACCAUAUCCUGAAGGGCGUGCACCCCUCCCCACUCUCUGCCCAUCGGGGAUUCUUCGGAUGUCAACAUUUUUCCAAGACUAAUGAGUUUCUACAGGAAACUGGGAAACCCCCAAUAGACUGGUCACACCUGCCCCGUGAUAUCGAGUGAACCAGUCAGUUGUGCAUAGACUGGGCCUAUACAGACUAGGACUUGAAAAUUGACAUAAACCAGUCGACUCCAUGUUCGCUUAGCCUAUCAGCUUUGUUGCACUUUGAACUGAAUAGUCAACAUUAUGUUGUGGCUGACAGAUUAUAAAAGCUGCCAUGUACAUUGUAGACUGUUUGUUCUCAGACAGGUCAUAUGUUAAAAACGUUUCAGAUGCAUACAAUUUAUCUUAUGCUGUAAACUGUAAACAUGACCUUAUAACUGACUUCUACAAUAAUUUGGCUUUGGCAAAAAAGGAAUUUAAAUUUGUCAGUUUUGCCUGUUUUUCAAAGAAAAAUAGGGGUGAAAAACAGUGCAGUAAUGUCACAGCCUUUGCAUCAGGGGUAGCCUGCAUUUCAUGCAUUUGCAAUACUCUUGAUUUUGAUUGGAUCACACAUUAUAACAGAUAAUAAAAAAAAUGCUGUAGUCUUAGCAAAAUGACUGUUAAAUGCUUCCAGUAGGCGUGCUUGUUGUAAAGCUACAUGUAUACACAUUGGAAUAUGUGCGUAUUACCACACCAUUGUUUUAUGAUCCAAAACGUUAUAGUUAUUAGGUUUUUGUUUGUUAAAGAAAGGUAAAUUUACACCUGGCUUCUUAAAACCGACAAUUUGCCGGUCUGGCCAGUUUUUGACAAACUUGACCAAUUUCAGUAACAGAAAAUGGUUAAAAAAUUAGACUGAUAUAUAUAUGUUCUUCUGUAUAUACUUCUGUAUAUAAUAAAUAUUCAGUCGAGCCAUUUCAAUUAAUUUAAGAUUAUGUAAUCAAAUUGAAAGUUCAUGAAAAUGUUUAAAAUUAGUGUACUAAACAAUGACUGUACAGUAAAGCUAAUUAUAAUGUUAAAUUUUCUGAUAUAUUGGUGUACUUUAAUGAUCUGAUUUAGUUAUUUAGCUGAAAUGAAAAUGAUUUAUACUAUUGACCAAAACUGUUUAUAGAGAAUAAAGCCACAUACAUAAAGUGACGAACAUUACCGAGAUUAUGCAAUCAGUUAUCGACAACCUGGAUUGUAACGUACAGUCGAUUUUCAACAAUUCUCAAUUAUCAGUUUUUCCUUAAUGCAUAUUUAUGUUCAUAACACACUUUAAUUCCAUGAAGAUGUUUUUUGUAAAUGAUAUUGACAUAGUUGAACAUUUUAGGUUUAUGAUUUUGUCUAUAAUAUUUUUUUAUCUUUUUAUCGCCCCUAACACAUACAUUGUACAAAGACUCAUACUGUAUAGAAAUAUAUUUUGUUUUAAUUUUUAAGUUUCUUCUUUUCUUGUCAAUUUAAAACCAAUGAUUUUUCUUGCAAACAUAUUGAACUGGACCCUUUUGAAUGGUAAAAUAAGCAGUUUCAAAUAUGGGGAAAUUGAGAUUAUGCAAAAAAUAAUAUAACAGAUUAAAUGACAAAACAUCAGGCCAUCUAAUCAAUAAAUUUGUGUACAAUAAAAUAUCAAGAUCAUGAAAUUCAGUUGAAUACUUAGCUAGUGUCAGAAAUUGAAAUAAGAUAUGAAAGUAAACUAAAACAAUAAAUCAGUCAUAACAUUUUCAGUCUAUCUUUUCUUUAAAAAUUAUCUCAUUAUGACCAGGUUUAAACAAUUUAAUUUUUCGACAGUAGAUGGCACCUUUAUCCUUGACUUCGUUAAUUGACAUUUUUUAUACAAUUUAAAGUAUAUAAUAAACUAUUACAAUAGAAAAUCAAGCAGCUACAUGUACAUUGAGCAUAUGUACUGUUUAUCUUUCGUUUUGCAGAGGGAAAUAACAUGAUAUUAUUUUGGCGAGGGGGGAAAAUGAAGGUUUUUAUUCUUCUAUGUAUUUAAGCCUGAACUCGACAGCAAUUUGCAGGAAACAAAUUACUGUAAAACAGUAUUGUAUGAAUGUUGAAGAUAAAUAGUUGUUAUAAUUGUUUGUAUUGAAUAAACGAAGACAUUGGUUGUUGCAUGAUUUUUAAAUGCACAUUUAUGUUAAAUUGAAUUUAUUUUGAAUAAACAGAUUAUACUGUUAA
Molecule: messenger RNA, 3056 nt
Organism: Mya arenaria
Lineage: Eukaryota; Metazoa; Mollusca; Bivalvia; Myida; Myidae
Product: uracil-DNA glycosylase-like
Exons: 8
Coding region: 29-1042 (337 amino acids)
Biological process (GO): base-excision repair; base-excision repair, AP site formation via deaminated base removal
Cellular component (GO): nucleus; mitochondrion
Molecular function (GO): uracil DNA N-glycosylase activity
Source: RefSeq, a predicted model, not a curated record